Chlamydomonas reinhardtii is the source of this 2966-nucleotide messenger RNA. RefSeq lists its product as uncharacterized. NCBI's taxonomy places the organism in Eukaryota, Viridiplantae, Chlorophyta, Chlorophyceae, Chlamydomonadales, Chlamydomonadaceae. The record is from RefSeq and is a predicted model, not a curated record. Bases 358 to 1137 code for a protein of 259 amino acids. The transcript has 2 exons.
GUAGCUUUGCGGGCCCUUAAAUGCGCAUACAGGCCCAGGAGCGUCCUGCGCAGGCUCCCCAGCCAGUGUGCUCCUGCAGCAUUUUCAGGACGGCCGGCGCGGCCGUGGACCGGUGCGUGGACCGGUGCGUGGACCGGUGCGUGGACCGGUGCGUGGACCGGUGCGUGGACCGGUGCGUGGACCGGUGCGUGGACCGGUGCGUGGACCGGUGCGUGGACCGGUGCGUGGACCGGUGCGUGGACCGGUGCGUGGACCGGUGCGUGCGCGCGCAGUACGUUGCCACCCUGGACCUGCCGGUGCCCAAGCCCGAGCAAGCGCCUCCUGUCCACGUCCCCGCGGCUCGCUGUGCACGCGGGGAUGACAGUGCUGUGCCCUCGGGGGACUACGUGUGGCUGCCGGACCACACGUUCGUUGCCUGCAGCGCGCGCACAGAGCAGCUACGCUGACGCCGCAGUGGCUGCGGCGCUACGUGCCAGCACGUGCACCAGAUGCACCAGGUGUUCAGGCCUCGCCUGCCUCGCCUGCCGGCGGACGAGCGAGGCGCCAGCCGAGGAGGUGCUGGCACCGCCGCCGGCCGUGCGCUAUCCAUACCCAUGCGACCCAGCGACCGCCGACGCCAUGUCCAAGUGGGAGUCGUCUGUGGCCGCCGCCCCAGGGCUGGCCGCGACUUUGUGCGGCGGCGGGGCUGGCGGAGGCGGAGGCGCAUGCGGCAGUAGCAGCGGCGGUGGCAGUGACAGCAGGGAUCUGCUGGAGCUGUCGCCGCUGAUGCCCGGCGGCGGCUGCUGCAGUUGUGGCCACCCGUACACGCCGCACAAGGCUGGGCUAGCUACCGUGUACGACCCUGACACCAUCGGGCCCAAGCAAGCACGGCUGUUCGAGCUGCGCUCCGGCUGCGGCCGCGCUGGCUGCGUGGUGGUGUACGACGGCGUGCAGGACGGCCUCUUCCGCUACAGCAGAAUGUCCUUCUUCAGCCUCCGCCACAUGUACAACUACGCCGAGGGGCUCCAGAGCACGGGCCUCAACGUUGAGGCGUACGUGAAGCAGCAGCACCGCCUGGUAGCGUCAACGCUGCCGCGUGACGAGCAGCGGCCCCCUCAGUUCUCGACGUCGCUGUUCAGGCUUGCUUGGCGUGUUUGAGGCGCGACUGGACCGCUGCCAUGUGUUCGUGUGCCCCAUUUGCGGCCGGACGCCGCGCGCGCUUGUGUGCGACGACUGCUGGCGGCGGCAGCGGCACUGGCGGCGGCAGCAGCACUGGCGGAGGCAGUAGCACUACUGGCGGAGGCAGCAGCACUACUGGCGGAGGCAGCAGCACUACUGGCGGAGGCGACCUGACCUGACCUGACCUGACCUGACCUGGAGACGGCGCCAUGCCGCGGCGUGAGCAUACGCGCGCGGGGCGGUGCUGGUGUGCCGAGGAGAAAUGGCGCGUCGCGCUGCGGGUCUACAGCAGCGCCAUGCGGGGUGAUGGCCGGGACGUGUAUGAACAGAAGGUGGCGGGCUGGGCAGCGGCGGCGGACAGCGUCAAGCAGCACCAAACACCGGCUGCUGACUGAACGCAGUGGACGCCGGCCUUCCAGAGGCCGACCGGCGCCAGGGCCUCACGGUGAGGUUGCUUCGCGUCAUCUCAAGCGCCGCGGUGGCCGUCGGAGGGCCUCCAGGGUCGCCGGAGCGUCUGGUUCUAGCACAGCUGGUAGAUUGCAGCACUGCGCCGGCGGUGGCGUACUUCCACUUGAAUGCGUGGGCGCAGCGUCGAUGUGGGCAGCAGUGGCAGCACAGCAGCAGAAUCAGGUGAUGGUCGCAGCGUCACUGUUCUCCCUGGCGGCAGGAUCGAUACUGCCGAUUGUUGCCUUCAUGGGCCACCUGUGCCAGCGGUCCCUGACGUGCGGUAGCGGGUUCGAUGGAGGGCCGCGCCUUCCCGAACAGGGUGCGGCGUCGGCCGUCACAGGCGAGUGCCUACAGUCUGCCCACUGCUGUGGGCUACUCGGCCGCGCUCGUCCACGGUAUGCGACGGAGAUGGACGCGCCGGGGAAGGCCGCUGAUGAGUUGGAUGGUGGCGUGGCUGCCUCGUGCUCCCACAAUUGCUGCGCGCGAGGGCCGCGCACGGGCGAUGUCUUCACGGUGUUCUGUGAGCACGGUGUGUGUUACUCGUUCUGUGCUGCCACGCCUGGAGGGCCGGGACGAGAUGUACAGCUGGAUGGUGUCGGACUUGGAACGGGCGCUGGAGAUAGUUGUGUAUGAUUUCGCGUGUAGCCUGCACGAGUUUGCCUGAACCGUGCCCCAGCGUUCUUCCGAGACAUGCUGUUUGUGGUAGACCGCUUCCACUGGAAGAACCACACCGGCUGCUCGCACGCCUACAACCUAUCGCUGUAUCGGGUACUGGAGAGCCUGAACUAGGAGGUGGCGGAGCAGGUGAACGGCCUGCUGCAGCCGUACAAGCCCAUGGUUAGCCAGAUACGGCAGGACAACUUCAUGUCCUGCCUGCGGUUCAUGCUGGGCAACAUCAACAAUCAGCGCAUAGACAUCCUGAUGCAAAAGAUGGCGCACGUGAGGGGUGUGUAGGGAUUCAGGGUUGGACGGGGCGUGCUGGCUGCAUAGCGGCGACGAGUGUUUGGUCCCGACUCAGUUCGUACGUUCUGUAAAGCGAGGCAAGACGUGUACGCAUGUAUCGAACAUUGCGACGCCGUGCUCAAGGGACAUCUGGCCAGCCCAGCCAUGGAAGAGCGCACAUGCGAGGGCAUGGUGACCUGCGGCACUACAUUUUGUCGUAUAAGCCGUCUGCACACUGUUCAAUCAUCAUGCGCUGGCUAGGCCGUGCGUCAUGAGUUGGUUGGCAGCCGGAUGGGCUUGCCAAUGUCAUUGAGUUGUUGGGCCAGGCACAAGAGGCCGUCUUUUGGCUCUAGGAUACAUUUCUUGCGCAACAAAGAAGACCACCGCACAACCAUUCCUGCGUGUAAUAGUGCCUGCUU